This is a messenger RNA of Alternaria rosae, 913 nucleotides long. RefSeq lists its product as uncharacterized. The record is from RefSeq and is a predicted model, not a curated record. The transcript has 3 exons. The coding region runs from base 183 to 818 and encodes 211 amino acids. Lineage: Eukaryota; Fungi; Ascomycota; Dothideomycetes; Pleosporales; Pleosporaceae.
UCAGAGUCCGACGCGAAUUAUUACCGCCUUUAGCGCAUCUGGAAGCUUCCAAAGGCGCGGCACUCACCUUCACCUGGUUAUUAGCGUGGGACCGAAACGUAUAGUGGCCGGCUUCACCUGAAUAUCCCGCUGCGCUCACUCCACUCUCGAAGAGGACAACCCAGCCCAACAUAGCCCAAUCCAUGGCGCCAGAAGUACAAGCGGCCUGCGUCGUUUGCGGUGAGCCGGCCAACAACAAAUGCAGCGCCUGCAAGUCAGAUACCACGUCCCGUCAAUACUGCUCCAAGGUCUGCCAGGUGAAGGAUUGGUCGGCUCACAAGAAAGCAUGCAAAGACGCCCAGAACACCAACUUUGAGAAGAAGCUUGCGCGCGUAGCCGAGAUCGUCCAGCAGGCCUACUACAAAUUCCGCGAAAACACUUGGGACACGCCUGUCAUCAAAAUCGAUGACCGAGAUGACGCGUUGCUCAUCUAUGACGAUGUCAUGCUCAACAAGAAGAAGUAUUCCAUCGACUUUCCGCACCAUCUUGGUACAAACGACCGGUCUAAGAAGGCGAUUCUUUGCGCAUGGGCGUGUAAUGAACCAAUGGCUUGGCUACAUGAUACACUUGUUGGUCUCCUUGAAGGAUUGAACAUCAAGGUCGAGGAAGUCGCCGUCAGCCUAGGUGCAGUCUCCCGCAAGAUCACCUUCCACGACCCGUUUGGCAACAGUGACAGCAACUGGCCCAAGUUCUACCACGACGUAGUCCGCAUUACCGCAAACAAGACCAAAAUGCAAUGGAUCAUGGACCUCAGCGGUGCGCAGUAUGGGAUUCAUUGAGCUUUCUGGCGUUGGAAGGAAUACGAGCACGAGCACUUGGCGAAGACAAAGGACGUACAGGCCACCGGCACGAAUAAAGCUCGAUUGAAGAUUCU